Messenger RNA from Maniola jurtina (meadow brown), 2493 nucleotides. RefSeq names its product zinc transporter 2-like. Gene Ontology annotation, cellular component: plasma membrane. Gene Ontology annotation, biological process: zinc ion transmembrane transport; response to zinc ion. Gene Ontology annotation, molecular function: zinc ion transmembrane transporter activity. The record is from RefSeq and is a predicted model, not a curated record. The transcript has 10 exons. Bases 133 to 1620 code for a protein of 495 amino acids. Lineage: Eukaryota; Metazoa; Arthropoda; Insecta; Lepidoptera; Nymphalidae.
UUUUGUUCGGCUGCUGGCGGCAUAACACGUUAACCGCCGCCGUCUAACAUCAGUUGAUCAUUUCAACUUGUGAGUUCAACAGUUGUGCGAGCGCUUGCGCAUAGUGAAUCAUUGACGUACGCGGCGCUCGCGAUGUCAUCCAAAAUAAUUAACGAGAAACAGAACGAUGUUAAACUGAACGGUUUGAGUGUUUUAGAUAGAGGACUCACGCCCCUAAAUGCUCGGUAUAGGUCCAAAAGUUUGUCCAGUGAUAAGUUAAAUAGAACUAAUGCGGACCGGGCAGCGAUAUUGGAAGAUAUUGAAGCCCAUUACAUUACAGAGAAAAGUGAGACCCCAGGCUGUUUAGUUAUAAAGAAAAUUAUGGAUCCAGGCACGAACACCACGGUCAACGGGUACAAAGAUGGCAAAACCACAUACGGAUCGGAACAAACCCCCACCCGCGGCAGACGCGUCAUCUUCUGCGUCCACGGGAACCCCUCCACCGGCUGCUGCGCGGUCAUCGAGACCACUGCUGACGGUGAUGAUGUGGAGAUGAGGAACGGCAGUAUUACUGAAGCAGCUAGGCAUUGUCAUAGGUCAAGAAAUGAAGAAAUAGAUAAGCGAGCAAGAAGAAAACUUAUUAUAGCUAGUAUAUUAUGUGUUAUAUUUAUGAUAGGAGAAAUUGUUGGUGGUAUCUUGUCAAACAGUCUUGCUAUAGCCACGGAUGCGGCGCAUCUGUUGACAGACUUCGCCAGCUUUAUGAUAUCGUUAUUUUCACUUUGGGUUGCUAGCAGACCUGCUACAAGAAAAAUGUCCUUCGGCUGGUACCGAGCGGAGGUGAUAGGUGCUCUAACGUCAGUGCUGCUGAUCUGGGUGGUGACGGCAGUGCUGGUGUACAUGGCUGUGCAGAGAGUCAUAUACAAGGAGUUCGAGAUAGAUGCUACUGUUAUGCUCAUCACGUCGGCUGUGGGCGUCGCCGUUAAUCUUGUUAUGGGGUUGACGUUACAUCAACAUGGUCACAGUCAUGGCGGCGGCGGUGGCCAUGGUCACACUCAUGGUGGCACCAAUCCUGUUCUCAACAAUAAGCAGAAAGAACGCGGAGACUCAGACGCCGAGAGUUCUUCGUCCCACCAACACGAGCAUGAGCACCAACAGACUGAAAACAUAAACGUCCGAGCUGCCUUCAUCCACGUGCUGGGUGACUUCCUCCAGAGCUUUGGUGUCCUGGUCGCCGCUAUUGUCAUAUACUUUAAGCCAGAUUGGAACCUCGUGGAUCCGAUCUGCACGUUCCUGUUCUCGGUGCUGGUGCUCAUCACGACGUUCAACAUCAUCAAGGACACCUUACUGGUAUUGAUGGAAGGAUCUCCCAGAGAUGUCGAUUUUCAGGAGGUAGCAAACACAUUCUUGUCAUUGCCAGGCGUAGUCCGGAUACACAACCUUCGUAUGUGGGCAUUGUCGUUAGACAAGACUGCUUUGUCUGCUCAUCUUGCUAUUCGCACCGGCGCUAGUCCACAAAAGGUCUUGGAGCAAGCGACGCGGCUGGUCCACGAGAAGUACAACUUUUUCGAAAUGACACUCCAGAUCGAAGAAUUCAACGACGGGAUGGAAGCGUGCAGCCAGUGCAAGAUGCCGCAGUCCUGAUCGAUAGUGUUGAAACCCUAGUGGCUGAUCGUAGUUUAGAUAUCAAAUUGUACUAUUGAUUGUGAUGGCAACUGAAUUUUUGAGUAUUCGCAUCUUUUUUUUACCAAUGCAGAUAGGUACUAAUAAGAAAAGGACAGACAAACUUUUGAACUAUCGUGAGUGACUUCCAUUAUUUAAAUAAAAAAGUGAAAAGUGAAGCGAGUGAAGGUUUGAAACUAGUCGGGCUUACUUAAAUACGUGAGUAAAGCCGGAAUAAUAUAUACCUUUAUACUUACAACACACAAACUUAGGGCCGAUUUUUCAAUCGUCAAAUAACUUUUAUCUGAGGAAUAAAUUUGAGAGUUGGACAGUUUUUUCUUCAGAUAAAAGUUAUUUGACGGUUGAAAAAUCGGCCAUUAAUUUAAUUUAAAACUGUCAAACCUCGUGAUUUUAGGCGCCAGUCUUGAGCAUAGUGUUUAAUUUAAAACUAAACUAAAAGUCUUCAAAUUAAAAAUAAUUUUCCGUCCUUUUUUAUCAGUAUCAAAAAGAAAAAGAUGCAGAUACUCUAAGUUUAGUAUGAAAAAUAUCAGAAUCGAUACCAAUGUUUCCGAUACGUGCCUGUAUUAUUGUCUAAGGCAAUGGAGAAAAAGGAGAUUUGAACGUCUGAUUCUUCUGAAAACAUCAAGCAUUCGUGCUUGCAAUUAUAUUUAUUUUUUAAAUUAUGCAAAUGAUGCUACUGUACUUAUAAACUUGAUAAAAUUAUAGUAGGUACUAAUUCGCCUUUUUGUGGAAGUGUGGUCUUCCAAUUAAACUAGUUCUAAGUUGAAGAUUGAAGAUGUAUGAAUUUUAAAUUAAAUAUCCUGAUGAAUUUGAAAAUAAAAUUAGUUUUUAUCA